Molecule: messenger RNA, 2226 nt
Organism: Sceloporus undulatus (fence lizard)
Lineage: Eukaryota; Metazoa; Chordata; Lepidosauria; Squamata; Phrynosomatidae
Gene: CAPN13
Product: calpain 13
Exons: 24
Coding region: 1-2166 (721 amino acids)
Biological process (GO): proteolysis
Cellular component (GO): cytoplasm
Molecular function (GO): calcium ion binding; calcium-dependent cysteine-type endopeptidase activity
Source: RefSeq, a predicted model, not a curated record
AUGAGGCCAAACAAGCUGAAACUUAAUCCAAACAAGACAGAGAUGUUCCUGGAAGGGGACUGGAAUCUGCCUGCUGAUAUGUAUCAAAGGAAACCCAAGCAACAGCCUAGCCAAGAGAAAAUAGGAAGCCUGGAUUUUCCUCAAAAAUUUAAGAACCAAGACUUUGUUCACCUGAGAGACUACUGCUUGAAUCAUGGCAUACUUUUUGAAGAUGAUACAUUUCCCGCACACUUCAGUUCUAUUGGCCCUAAAGUGCUCACAGAAGACAAUCUGCAUCGAAUACAGUGGCUGAGACCAACUGAAAUAAUGAGGGAUCCCUGUUUAUUUGUGGAUGGUGUGAGCCGAGCUGAUAUUCUUCAAGGACAAAUUGGUGAUUGUUGGGUCCUAGCAGCCCUGGGUUCUUUGACUCGACAAGAGCGGUUCCUGAACAAUGUUAUUCCAAAGGACCAAGGAUUCAAAUACAAUUAUGCAGGGAUUUUCCAUUUCCGGUUCUGGCACUUUGGAGACUGGGUGGAUGUGGUAAUAGAUGACCAACUUCUUUUCCACAAUGGAAAUUACUUAUUUGUCCAUCCCCGCAGUAAAAAUGAAUUCUGGCCACCAUUGCUUGAAAAAGCCUAUGCAAAGUUGCGUGGCUCCUAUACAAAUUUAGACCAGGGCUACCUUUCAGAAGCUUUGGUGGACUUCACUGGUGGGGUUCAGGUGCCUUUUAGCCUUAAGAACCCUCCCGCUUGUCUAUUUGAUAUGCUACAAACAGCUGUAGAAUCAGGCUGCCUUAUGGGAUGCACCACUCCUGAAGGAAAGUUCUCACGUAACAUGAUUUCAGAGAAUGGAAUUGUGCAACUUCAUGCUUACACUGUUGUGUGUGCAGCAGAGGUUCCGUACAUGAAUAGGAAAGAAAGCUUAGUCAGACUUUGGAAUCCAUAUGGUGAUACGGAAUGGAAAGGAGCUUGGAGUGAUCGGUCUGUAGAGUGGGAUCAAGUCCCAAUAGCAUACAAGAAAAAACUCUAUGAGGCGAAGGAUGAUGGCGAGUUCUGGAUAUCGUAUAAAGAUUUCAAAGAAAACUUUUCAUUCCUGAUUGUCUGCAAUAAUGUGCCAACAUUCCUGGACUGCGGAGAACAGGGAAACACCACUUGGUCUGUGGAUAUACAUUCCAAUAGGUUCACAGGACCCUCUCUAGGAAGAAGUGCUUAUUAUGAAGAUGCCCUUUCCAGACACCCUCAGUAUUUCAUCCAGGUGCCAGAGUCUAAGAUGAAGAACUACAAUCUUGUGGUAGCACUGUCACAGGAUCCUGAAAAUGAUACAGGCAAGGUGCACAUUGGCUUUGUGAUUGUCAAGGUUGGGCCAGAGGGUAAAACCACACUUCACAAUUCUGGGCUUCUGCCACAGAGAGAUGUUGUUAAUUGCUUUCACUUGAGCCCUGGGACUUACAUCAUUAUUCCAACUGCAUCACAAGAAGGUCAAGGGUCUGAGUUCCUCCUACGAACCUUUCUGAAGAGUUGGAACAAUUUCAGGUUUUCUCCCACUCUUAGGGAAGCAAAUACAGAACUCCCUCCAGUGGUGACAAAGGUUAAUAUCAGCCCCCAAUCUGUUUUGGUUUCUUCCCAGUCAGAGCCUCUUAUUAUACAGGAUAUCCCCAAGUGGAAUCAAGACAACUACAAAACCAUCUUCCUAAGAUAUGCUAAUCAGAGCUCCUCCUUAGAUGCUUCACAAUUACAAAGGAUCCUUAACCAAGUAGUCCUGAAAGAUCUAAUGGCCAGUCCAGGGAGCAGAGAUGGAUUCAGCUUCGAUUCAAGCAAGAGCCUUUUAGCUUUGAUGGAUAUCAAUGCUAAUGGAAGUCUUUCACUGGUCGAAUUUGAAAAACUUUGGAGAGAUCUCAAUAAGUAUAAGGACAUUUUUAGAAUGGAAGAUGAACAGAACUCUGGUUUCCUGAAUGUCUCCAAUCUGAAAAGGGUAAUCCAGGAAAGAGGCCUGUCAAUCAGUGACAAGCUCCUCAGGCUGAUGACUGUGCGAUAUGGGGAUUCUACCAUGAGGAUAAACCUUCCUGAUUUUGUGUGUUGUAUGAUACGCCUGGAGACCAUGGCAAAGGCAUUUCACAAUUUAUCUACAGAUGGGAGGGGAAUCUAUUUUACUGAAGAACAGUGGGUUACAAUGGUCAUGUAUUGCUGAUCAAGUGAUACAUUUCUAUAAAUACAGAUUGCUCAAUUUUGAGUGAAAUUUAAACAUUCU